Molecule: messenger RNA, 1902 nt
Organism: Paramecium tetraurelia
Lineage: Eukaryota; Ciliophora; Oligohymenophorea; Peniculida; Parameciidae
Exons: 6
Cellular component (GO): intracellular membrane-bounded organelle
Molecular function (GO): phosphatidylinositol binding
Source: RefSeq, a predicted model, not a curated record
AUGUAAUUAUUUGCAUAUUCAUUUAUUGUUCCCUCCUCGGUUUCCAUAAUAUAUGUUAUACUGAUGAUUUGUCGUUAUUGCCAAUUAAAGUCGGACAUUGUGGCUGAUGAAAUAAACUUGAAUUGUUCUCUGAAAUUUCGUGUGAGUCUAUUGAUUUGUGACAUAGGCAUUUAAAGUACUUAGUGUGCAUUUAUAUUUCUCUGCAUGAAUUGUGAAGAAUAUCAACACUACAUUUUGAUAAUCCUCUUCGUCAACAUGAUUGCUUUAAUCCUUUAAAUAUUCCUCAUGAUCUUCGAGUAUAAGAAGCGAGUACCUUUAUUUUUUGUCCAUAAGCUUUAUUGGAUUGUUAAUUGGAUUGUUCUUUUAAUCAUAGCAGCCUUGAUCAUUUAUUCUGAAGGUUACUUUUUGGAUGUGAUUUUAAUAUCCUGCAGAUUACUCAUAAUAUCCAUUCUUUUGAUAUACACACUCUUUAUCAGAAAACAAGACUUGGUAGAAUUUGAAGAUUUAGGGUUUUUCAAUAGUGAAUUGCCAGAUAUCGAUGUUUCUUCAUAGGAGCAGAAGCUGAGAAUUUCGACCUUAAAUAAUCUUCAAACCCAAUUUUUUUCUGUGGAACUAAAAAAGAUGUGGAAUAUUGUGGAUAAUGAUAUAGAAAUAAAAUUGAAUAUCCAUUUUGCAGAGAAAGAGAAAAGCAUGAAAUUGAAGAAGAGAGUCUCGGAGUUGUUCGACAUGCAUUCCAAAUUGGUGGUGGAAUGCACAGCCUAUUUUGAGUAGCAUAAUAAUGACUAACUCGAAUUAAAUUUCUUAAUCAAGUAGAUUUCAGAGAGCACCGAUUUACAAUUGAUCACCUACAUCCAAAAAUAUUUAAAUGUCAUCAUGAGCAAAAUAGAGUUGAUAUGCACUACUUUCCUGGAUUUCAUUGAAUUGCCUCAACAAGAAAGAGAAUUGUUGGACGACAUCAAACUACAAAACAGACAACUCCACAGAUAGUCAUUCACUAAGAAGCAGCAAUAAACCAAUUUCCCUUACAAGAAAUGGGAAUUACAACAGCCCUACAUUCCGUAUGUGAAUGUGAAGAUCAAAGAACAUCUGACAAUUAAGCAGCAUGGCGAUUCCUACAUCCAAUACCGGAUAGUGAUCAAGAUCAAUUAAGAAACCCUGGUUACGCAGAAGAGAUUCAGAGAGUUCUCAGAGUUGAAUGAGCAAUUAAAACAACAGGGCAUUAAAUACUCUUCCUUAUUCCCUUAAAAGAGUAUUGGAAAGUUGACUGAUUUGGAUGUGGAAGAAAGAAAGAAGGAUUUGGAAAUCUAUUUGAAGGUGUUAUUGAAUGACAGGAGUAAUCAUAAUUGUUUGCCAUUAUUCAAGUUUGUUGGUAUCACUAUGGUUUAGGAACUCUUCUUAAAAAAGCAACAUCAACGAAUGCAAAAGGAUGUGGAGUAAGUCGUUUAAUCCACCGUGAAGUUCUUGCAAUUUGAGGAUGUUCAGGAUUAGAAUGGAGACAAAUACUUUAAGUACCAAUUCCAAAUUGUGAAUAAUAAUGUCUUUAAUCAAUAUCAUGUCAUUACUAAGCGAUACUCAUAAUUUGAUGAAUUGCACAGCAUCCUGAAACAGAGGGUCCAAUUUCUACCUCUAUUGCCGUAGAAGAGCAGUGCUCUCCAGUAGAAUGUCAAUCCAAACCAAAGAAGUGGGUUGCUGCUUCAAUAUCUUAAUGAGUUGAUUAAGAAUCCGUUGGUUUGUGAGAACCCUCAUUUUAGACAGUUCAUAGACAUUCCCUUUUUUAAUUUUGAAUCUGACGAGGCAACCAUUCCAGAGACUGCCAAUUAAUUCAAUCAAAUCUUGAGACAUCUGGACAACGAUUCGAUAGUUAGCAAGAUAGAUAACAUGAAAGUGCGAUUGUGGGAUUGA